AUGGACGGUUGGAACAAAUUACAAUCAAGUCUUUCUGGCCUGAACCUCGGGCAGUCCGCAAACAAGUUUGCAAAGGGCUUCAAUUCCAGUGUCCAGGCAACCAGGGAGCGUUUAGGUCAAGUUGCCCCAGACGAAAUUACGGAGUUACCUCAAGAGUACAAGGAUUUGGAAGCUCGGGUAGACGCGUUGCGUCAGGCACACCUAGCACUUCUCAAAGUAACAAAGGCUUAUGAGAACGAGUCGUAUGACUAUCCGACUCAAAUUCAGGAGUCUAUCACAGAACUCUCGACCACCAUUGGCCAUGGUAUUACAAACUUCGCUGCUACAAACCUCAAGGGCACCAAUCUUCCUACGCCGUCACUUGUCGCCCCGCAAGUUUCUCAACACAAGACUCUACCUCAUGCUCUUUGUCGUGCUGCGACUAACGCUGCAGCUGCAGUGCAACGCACCCCUGGUGGCAAUGAAGAUAAACUCGGUAAAGCACUAACCGUGUACGCAGAUGUUUUCGACAACAUUGCGUCAGCUCGCAUUGAGCAAGAUGAAUCGAUUCAGACCCAAUACCUCCGCCCGUGGCAGACGACGCUUUCAACGUCUAUCAACGUCGCAAUGAAAGCACGCCAAGCCGUUCGCGUCAGCAGACUUGAGUUGGAUGCGGCUAAGCAGACUCUAAAAACUACGAGUCCCGUUAAGCAAGAGCAGGCAAGGCUUGACGUUGAGAACGCAGAGGAUGAUCUCGUGCAGAAGACUGAGGUUGCCAUCACCCUCAUGAAGACAGUUCUUGAAAACCCAGAACCUCUGAAGAAUUUGAAUGAACUUGUGAAAGCUCAGCUGCUUUACUUUGCGGCAGCUGCUGAAGUUCUCUCUUCCGCACAAGGGGAAAUCGAAGAGCUCAGUGUUGCCGCAGAGGGAGAAUAUAGGUAA
Messenger RNA from Suillus bovinus, 921 nucleotides. RefSeq names its product BAR domain-containing family protein. The transcript has 6 exons. The record is from RefSeq and is a predicted model, not a curated record. NCBI's taxonomy places the organism in Eukaryota, Fungi, Basidiomycota, Agaricomycetes, Boletales, Suillaceae. The coding region runs from base 1 to 921 and encodes 306 amino acids.